Molecule: messenger RNA, 924 nt
Organism: Anolis sagrei ordinatus
Lineage: Eukaryota; Metazoa; Chordata; Lepidosauria; Squamata; Anolidae
Source: RefSeq, a predicted model, not a curated record
AUGAGACUCCAUUUUGGAGAACAGAUGCCAUCAGUCUGUGGUCAACCAGUGAUGUCUUCGCGAAUUGUAGGUGGCCAAGCUUCCAAGCUGGGGGCCUGGCCCUGGCAGGUCAGCAUCCGUUGGAACAGAAGGCAUUUCUGUGGAGGGUCCAUUGUGGCAGAGCAGUGGGUCCUCUCUGCUGCUCACUGCUUCAAAAAGAACCCUGUUUCACAGAUCACCGUGACCGUGGGGGAGUACCAGAUUGGAAACCUCAGCACCAACACCCAGACUAUCCCGGUGGUCCAAGUGAUCCGCAACAUAGAAUUUGCAGGAGCUGCAACAAGGGGUGACAUUGCCCUUUUGAGACUUCAGAGACCUCUGAAAUACACCCCGUACAUUCUCCCUGUGUGUGUGCCACAUCCCUCUGAAGUAUUCUCUGAAGGCAUGCCGUGUUGGGUAACUGGAUGGGGAAACAUCCAAUAUGAAGAGCCACUACCUUCCCCCAAGAUAUUGCGUGAAGUUGAAGUCCUCCUUAUAGAGGUUGACCGAUGCAAUGAGCUGUUCAGUGUGCCUCAACCUGUUUCCAAUGGUUCCAAGCCUAUCUUGGACAGCAUGAUUUGUGCUGGAUACGAACAUGGUGGGAAGGAUGCUUGUCAGGGUGAUUCCGGAGGGCCCUUGGUCUGUGCCAAAAAUGAUUCCUGGUUCCUGGUGGGCAUUGUGAGCUGGGGACAAGGCUGUGCUCUGCCUUAUCGACCUGGCGUCUACACCAGAGUGACAGCAUUUGCGAAUUGGCUGCAACGUUAUGUUCCUGACCUGAAGUUUGGAGUUGUGCCGAUCACCCUCCAAGGAGAAGGGAGCUCUUUCAAGAUGUCGUCUUGCUCUCCUCUCAUUGUCUACCCUAUUUCCCUCCUUCUACCAAUUUUGCAAGUGGAAUUUAUGAGAUGA